UUCCGCACCCCCCCCUCUCUCUCUCUCUCUCAGACGAAAGGGGAAGUGGAGAUGGUCUCGUCUCACAUCGAUCUCUAACCAUAACCCUAGCCCCAAUCUUGGAGGGGGAAUCUGCCUCACCGCCGGCCGGUGAGCUCUCCGCCGCUCCUCCUCCGCUGCCGCCGACGCCGUUUCCACAGGAUCGUUGUGUGUGUGACAACUGCUGGAGUCAUAAAUGGAAGUGGAACAAACCCCUGAUGGACCAGAACCUAUGAAUGUUGAUUCUCCUAACAAUGGCAUUGAAGACCUAAAUAUGAAUGUUGGGAGUCUGGAAAAGUUUUGCAAAGAGGCUGCCCGGUCCUUUUUUGCUGAAUGGGGGCUCAUUAGUCACCAGAUAAAUUCGUAUAAUGAAUUUAUAGGGCAUGGGAUUCAGGAUCUGUUUGACUCCCUUGGUGAAGUGAAUGUAGAGCCUGGGUAUGAUCCCUCGAAGAAACGCGGUGCUGAAUGGCGUCAUGCAACCAUUUCAUUUGGGAAGGUUAGGCUAGAAAAGCCUUCAUUUUGGUCUGGGAGGGAUGAUCUCCCAGAGGAAAAUCUCAAAUUAUUGCCUAGACAUGCACGCCUCCAGAAUAUGACGUACUCCUCUCAAUUGAAAGUGGAAGUGAGAGUGCAGGUUUAUACACAAGAGAAAAGUGACAAGGCAAAGACUGGCAAAGAUGCAUAUAUUCAUAAGAACGUGGUGAGCGACAAAAAGAAGGAGAUUGCAAUAGGAAGAAUUCCAGUUAUGAUUAGAUCAAAGCUUUGCUGGCUCCACACACUUGACAAAAGUGAUUGCCUUUUUGAUUCUGGUGGCUACUUUUUGAUCAAAGGAAUGGAGAAGACCUUUAUUGCACAGGAACAGAGGCAUUUAGCAAGAGUCUGGGUCACUGACAAACCAAGCUGGACGGUAUCAUAUUUAUCCGAAAUGAAGAGGAAGAGAAUCUACAUAAAACUCGUUGAAGCUCCAAAAGCUGAAGGUUUCAGUGGUGGAAAGGUUGUCAACUUUUUUUUCUUGUAUGCUACAAUUCCAGUUUGGAUUAUGUUUUUUGCCCUUGGUGCAUCAUCUGAUAAAGAAGUGUUUGAGAUGAUUGAUCUUGGAGAAUCUAGUGCUGAUUUGAUAAAUAUAAUUUUGGCAACUGUUAAAAAUGCCGACGAGCACUAUAAGAAGUUCCGCGAGGAUGCUGACGAGCAUGAUAAGAACUUCCGCAGGGUUGAUAAGGCUCAGGAUUAUGUAAAUAGUCAGGUCAAAGUUUCAAAAUUCCCUCCCAGUGAAUCAUUUGAUGAAUAUGUUGAUAAGUUCCUAUUUCCAAAUAUCAGUGGGCACAGGCAGAAGGCACUAUUUUUAGGAUACAUGGUGAAAUGCCUUCUACUGGCAUGCUUUGGGAAAAGAAAAUGUGACAAUAAGGAUGAUUUCAGAAACAAGAGAUUGGACUUGGCUGGUGAACUGCUUGCAAGAGAGUUGCGUGCUCAUAUUAGGCAUGCUGAGAGGCGGAUGGUGAAGGCAAUGCAGAGGGAUUUAUAUGGGGACCGUGACCUGCAGUUGAUUGAACGGUAUUUAGAUGCUUCGAUUAUCACCAAUGGACUGAACAGAGCUUUUUCAACUGGUGCAUGGUGUCAUCCAUACAAAAGGACUGAAAGGUGCUCAGGCAUCGUCGCAACUCUUAGAAGGACAAAUCCCCUCCAAAUGAUGUCUGACUUGAGAAAGACACGCCAACAGGUUGCAUAUGCAGGGAAGGCUGGAGAUGCUAGAUAUCCAAACCCUUCUUAUUGGGGCAAGUUGUGUUUUCUGUCCACCCCAGAUGGAGAAAAUUGUGGACUUGUGAAAAAUUUAGCUGUCACUGCACUUGUAAGCUUGAAGGUGACAGAACCAAUAUUGGAUAAGUUGAUCUCUUGUGGUAUGGAGAAAUUGGAUGAAAUUUCUUUAUCGUCAAUAAGCAAUAUGGAUAAAGUUUUUAUGAAUGGAGACUGGGUUGGAGUUUGUGCUGACUCAACUUCAUUUGUUGCAAAAUUAAGAUGCAUGCGCCGUGCUAGGCUAAUCCACCCACAGGUGGAGAUCAAGAGGGACAAGCACCAAAGAGAAGUCCGAAUAUUUUCUGAUGCAGGAAGAAUUCUGAGACCGCUUUUAAUAGUAGAGAAUUUAAAGAAAACAAGCAAGCUUAAAGGAGGUGUUUGCUCUUUCCAAUAUCUUAUGGAUGAGGGAAUCAUAGAACUCAUAGGUGUUGAAGAAGAAGAGGAUUGCCACACAGCAUGGGGAAUCAGGCACCUUUUUAUGGGGGAUGAAGGUGGGCCUGCUCCAAAAUACAGCCACUGUGAACUUGAUGUUUCAUUCUUAUUGGGCUUAAGUUGUGGCAUCAUCCCUUUUGCCAACCACAAUUUUGCUAGGAGGGUUUUGUACCAGGCCGAGAAGCAUUCUCAACAGGCUAUUGGUUUCUCCACGACCAAUCCAAAUAUCAGAGUGGACACUCUCUCCCACCAGCUGUACUAUCCACAGAAACCACUUUUCAGAACAGUGAUAGCUGACUGCCUUGGUAGGGCUGACUAUUCAUUGAGACGAAAAGACAGCAUGCCCAGACCAGAGUACUUCAAUGGUCAAAAUGCUAUUGUAGCAGUCAAUGUUCACCAAGGAUACAACCAGGAGGAUUCCUUAGUCAUGAAUAGGGCUUCCUUAGAGCGUGGUAUGUUCCGUACAGAACAUUUCAGGAGUUACAAAGCUGAGGUCGAGAAUAAGGAACUUACCAAACGUUUUAAACUGAGGGAUAAGGUUGACUUUGGCAAAAUGCAAAGCAAAAAAGGAAGAGUGGAUAGUCUAGAUGAUGAUGGUUUCCCAUAUAUUGGUGCGAGUCUUCAAAGUGGUGAUAUUGUUAUUGGGAAGGUUGCAGAAUCUGGAGAGGAUCAUGGCAUCAAGCUGAAACACACAGAAAAAGGGAUGGUCCAAAAAGUAGUGCUUUCAGCAAAUGAUGAAGGCAAAAACUUUGCAGUUGUUACUCUGAGACAGGUUCGUUCUCCCUGUCUUGGAGAUAAAUUUUCCAGUAUGCAUGGGCAGAAGGGUGUGGUUGGUUUCCUGGAGUCUCAGGAAAAUUUUCCAUUCACCUGUCAAGGAAUAGUUCCUGAUAUUGUGAUAAAUCCACAUGCUUUUCCUACUAGGCAAACUCCUGGUCAGCUGCUUGAGGCUGCUUUGGGUAAGGGAAUUGCCUGUGGAGGUUCGGUGAGAUAUGCUACACCAUUUACCACUGCAUCAGUUGAUGUCAUAACAGAGCAGCUGCACAGGGCUGGUUUCUCCCGAUGGGGUAGUGAGAAGGUUCUAAAUGGCCGGACUGGUGAAGUCAUGCGCUCUAUGAUCUUCAUGGGCCCCACAUUUUAUCAGAGAUUAAUCCAUAUGGCUGAAGACAAGGUCAAGUUCAGGAACACUGGGCCAGUUCACCCGCUCACAAGGCAGCCGGUAGCUGACAGAAAGAGGUUUGGUGGGGUGAAGUUUGGAGAGAUGGAGAGGGACUGCCUGCUUGCCCAUGGGGCAGCUUCCAACCUACAUGAGCGGUUAUUCACGCUCAGCGACUUCUCUCAGAUGCACAUCUGUCAGACAUGCAAGCGGGCUGCGAAUGUUAUCCUGCGGCCUGUGGUCGGGGGUAACAAGAUUCGUGGACCAUACUGUAAUUACUGCCAGUCCUCUGAAAACAUAGUCAAGAUCAAUGUGCCUUAUGGUGCAAAGCUGCUCUAUCAGGAGCUCUUUAGCAUGGGUAUUUGCUUGAAGUUCGAUACAGAAGUUUGUUAAUCUCAAGAUCCUUAUUGGUGCAUCUGUGGUGGCAAUGAAGCUGGAUUGGAUUAGACAAAUGGCCAGGUUACUUUCUGUGUGUGCAUGCUUUUGAAUUUUGAUACAUCCUUCUGAUGCAGAUGUGUAUAUACAAGUUGGUCCCUGUUCAAAACUACCGACCUAAAUU
Molecule: messenger RNA, 3950 nt
Organism: Phoenix dactylifera (date palm)
Lineage: Eukaryota; Viridiplantae; Streptophyta; Magnoliopsida; Arecales; Arecaceae
Source: RefSeq, a predicted model, not a curated record